This is a messenger RNA of Penicillium samsonianum, 459 nucleotides long. RefSeq lists its product as uncharacterized. Gene Ontology annotation, molecular function: 3-hydroxyisobutyrate dehydrogenase activity; NAD binding. Gene Ontology annotation, biological process: L-valine catabolic process. NCBI's taxonomy places the organism in Eukaryota, Fungi, Ascomycota, Eurotiomycetes, Eurotiales, Aspergillaceae. The record is from RefSeq and is a predicted model, not a curated record. Bases 1 to 459 code for a protein of 152 amino acids. Gene Ontology annotation, cellular component: mitochondrion. The transcript has a single exon.
AUGGGCUCAAAAAUCAUUGCGUGUGGGGGUCCCUCACUUGGGCUGUCUGCCAAGUUGUGCAACAACUAUUUUUCGGGUCUGAUCGCAAUUUCUAGCUCUGAAUCUCUCAAUAUGGGUAUUAAGGCAGGACUGGAUCCCUGGGUUUUGUCUAGCGUCUUUGCGGCCGGCACGGCUCAGAACAAUAUCUGCGAUCGCUUCAAUCCUUGUCCCAGAGUUGUUCCAGAGGCUCCCUCGAGCAAUGGAUACCAAGGUGGGUUCAAGGUUCAGCUGAUGAAGAAGGGUUUCGCACUUGCGGUGGAUUUGGCUGAUGGUGUGGGCGCCACACUCGCUUUGGGACAACGAGGGCUUGAGACAUAUGAGGCUGCGUCUAAUGAUCCUGAAUGUUUUGAUCGUGAUUCGCGUGUGAUUUUCUGUUAUAUUGGAGGAGACGAGAACUGGGCACAAAGGUUCCAGCAAUAA